This is a messenger RNA of Carassius gibelio (silver crucian carp), 3001 nucleotides long. RefSeq names its product carcinoembryonic antigen-related cell adhesion molecule 1. The record is from RefSeq and is a predicted model, not a curated record. The coding region runs from base 85 to 1686 and encodes 533 amino acids. Lineage: Eukaryota; Metazoa; Chordata; Actinopteri; Cypriniformes; Cyprinidae. The transcript is spliced from 10 exons.
AGUGGUAGCUUUCUCAAAUUCUUACAGAGAGUUCACACCGUCUCACAUUCCUGUCUGUCUCUCCAGGGACUCGCAUCUCUCCAUAUGGAUUUCUCUAACUUUUGGCUGCCUUUGCUCAUUUUGGCCGCUCUCGGAUGCUGCUCCGAGGGAGGUCUGCUGGUCACCGACAAAAUGAACGCCGUUGUAGGUAAAUAUGUGACCUUCAAGACAACAAUCACCUCAACACAGGAUUUUGUAACCAUAACAUGGAAUUUCAACAAAGUUGAAGGAAUUACACCAAUAAUCUCAAACGUUCUAUCAUCAAACACCGAAGACAUUGAUGAGAAAUACACUGGCAGAGUCAUCUACAAUAAGACGACAUGUGAGCUUCAGCUCGGGCCGCUGGUGAAGGAGGAUGAAGGGGAAUAUACUCUCACUGCAGUCACUCUCAAAGGAAAGCAACUGAUUGGACGGAUUGAUCUUGUGGUUCUUGAACCAGUAACUGACGUUAAGAUUUCAUCGAAUGUACCUGAAGCAGUAGAGUUCAACAGCACCGUGGUUCUUACCUGCUCUGCCAAAGGCUCCUUCACAUACAAGUGGAAGAACGGUUCCGACCCUUUGGUGGUGGAUGGCACACGUGUACAGCUAAACGCAGCUGGCAAUGUGCUAAAUAUUGCUGAAGUUCGCCGUACAGAUCUGCGAGGACCCAUCUUCUGCAUUGCAGAGAACGCACUGGAGUCCGGGACGAGCGCUCCCUUCAAUCUCACUGUGAUCUAUGGCCCAGAGAAAAUCAUCAUGACACAGACUCCAACAGAUUCGUUUCUUAAGAAAGGCUCUAACUUAACACUGGCGUGCUCUGCCCAGUCUGACCCUCCCGCUCAGCUCAAGUGGAUGUUUAAUGGGGGGGAGAUGCCUCUGAAGACCACCUCCAGCAUUACCCUCACCAAUCUAGAUGAGACAAACAGUGGAAACUAUAGCUGUGUGGCCUACAAUGCGAAGACCAACCGCUACAUUUCAUCGCCGGUUGCUGUGGUGUCUGUUAUGGAGGCCUUGUCUGGUACAAAUAUCUCCAGCUCCUUAUCACUUCUCAUCGCUGGCGUCAGCGCGGUCAACAUCUCCUGCUCGGCAGCCACUGGAAAAGCCGAAAGCGUGGAAUGGCUGAAGGACAACAAACCUCUGGUUCCUGGUGACCGUGUCAUUCUCUCAGCCGACAAGAAAACUCUGACCAUCGUUAAAGUUGUUAGAGAGGAUGCGGGCGACUACAAGUGCCAGCUGAAGAACAAAGUCAACCUAGACGAAAGCACCUAUAAGAUGGACAUCAUCUAUGGUCCAGAGAACGUGAAGGUUGAUGGGAAGAGAAAUGUGAAGUUUGAAGAACUUGUAAAAUUAACCUGCUCUGCAGAGUCUUUUCCUCCCAGUACAUACUCAUGGAAACACAACGGUACAUCGAUGAACUCCAGCAAUGCUGUCAUUACAAUUAACAAGGCUAAGAUCACGAACAGUGGCCCGUACACCUGCGAGGCACUCAACCCCUUCACGAAAAUUAUUAAGUCAACGACUCACACACUUGCAGUCACAGAGGUUGGUGAGGUAGACAAGGCCCUGUCUGGAGGAGCGAUCGCUGGGAUUGUAAUUGGUGUGCUUGUGGUCGUGCUCAUUAUUGCUUGCAUUAUAAAGAAGAAGAAAAAAACAGGUAGUAUUAUUUAGUAUUCCAUCUUCGUAUUAAAGCGAGACCUGGCAGUGAAUUGACCUGAACGUACCAAACAAGACCAACCCUUCAGCCAUUUAUCAGCCCUUUUUAUCUGCAAAAUCCUUCCAUCAAGGCAACUGGAAAAACAGCCCUCACAAGUGACUUAAACCUGCAGGUUUGGCCCUUUCAGGAGCUCAACGUCUUUUUAAAUGUCCAUUGUUUUUCUGUUAUACCCUGUGCAAAUGUGCCCCAAUCUUAAGGACACGAUAAAGGUCAACGGCGAGACUGUUUACCUUCACCUGUGUCUCUUCCUUCCCUUGGAUGAGGUGGACAGCUUCUUUUGUUCCUCAAGAAACAUGAAACAGUCUCCAUCACCCUCUCAAUCCUUCACCUGACCUUAAGUCGAUAGUUGUAAAGACUUCUAAAAAAAAAAUCCAGCAUCAAAAGCACUAAAGGGUGACGAGACCGUCACGUGUUCGAGAACUGAACGCACCCACAAGGCACUGAAACAUCCAGAUUUUAAGACCUGUUCAACAUGCUUGGAAGUCCCAAGGCAAUGAAGAUGACAUUUGGCCAACUUAACUCAAAGCCGAAGGCACUGCUGAGUUGUCGUUGGAAAGUCAUUCGUGGCAAAGCGUGCCUUGGAGAUCAGAUGCAGAGCCUAAAGCUUCUUACACCUUUGCAAUGUUUUUCUACAUUUUUUUUGUAACCCCUUGUCUCUUCACGUGUCUCUUAGUGAGUCAUACAUAUUGUCGUUUAAGAGUAAGGCAAGCUCCAACAUGCUUGAACUGAGAAGCAAAAAGAAAAAAAUGCAUUUCUGUGGACAGCCCCAUACCACAGUUUUGCAGUGAAAUUGCUUCUCUGUCCCCACAACGGUUCGUCCUGCUGUAAUCAGGAUUCCAACGGAUUCGGGUUCUAAAACAGGCCUGUUUUCAAAAUCACCUUGAGUUGACACAAACAGAUCUGAAGUUUAAAACGGGACAUUAUUUGUGUUAUAUAUGUAUCUUUAAGUUGAUUAUUGUGUUCCAGUAGGUCAGAUUUUUUUUUUUUUCCUUCUUAUCAAUUGAUACCCAAUCCUUAUUCUUUCCUUUGUUUGUUUAGUAUUUCUCUUCAAUCACAGCAGCGAUCUUGAAGAUCUUGUAGUGAUCUGUUUGAUGUUGCAUAGAUCUCUCUAGCUCUAGAUCUCUGCAUCUGUAAAAAAUCUGAACGUGUCUUCAUAGGUUUGUUAUUAUAGAGGGGCGAAGCAGCCAUCAUCCCUGGUAUCUCCCUUGCAUUUUUAGAGAUUGCAAAGUUUUUUUUGGACAAUAUAUAAUAUAUAUCAGAAAACAUAUA